UUCCGCGCGUUGUGAUCGGCCAACGCGUUGCAAACUCUUGGGGGCGCACUAUUGUGAAUCGCCCGUGUUGUACUCUUCGAAUUCCAAAUAGUCCGAUAUAUUUUAUACACGUAGAAAAUUUGUGUUUAAAUGAACUGUUUCGGAAUAGUGUGGACACCUGUAAUCUGCUUCGUCUAUUUCAAGUCAGUCUCGACUCAUGGUUUCUUUUGCUAAGUUUGCUUGUUUACUUUUUGGAAGAUUAUUUUUGAUGACAAACCUAAAACUGUCGCUAUAUUGCUUCAUUCUUUUCCAGGUCCAAAACUACUUUUGUCCAAACAGACAUUUUCCAGGCUUAUUUCGACCAAUGAUAUCCAUACUAAAUGUUAGUAGGCAGUUUUUGGAGUGUGUUGUCUACCUGCAAACUGGAUAAUUGUUUCUUCGUCUCUCUGUUGUUCACGUGUUUAAACUUUAUCCUUCUAAAUAAUUAACUUGUUCCACAGUUCACUGGUAUUUUAUGUCAAAAUCGAAUGUAUCUAGGUCUUACUAAAUUUGGCAUGAAGCAAUGUAUGUCGUACACAGUGAAAGUUACAGUAAUUUUGGAUCUGGCUUGCUACCUCUUUUGGUCGACAGGCCUCUCUGCUCGACAGGCCUUUUGGGUCGACAGGUGCGGAAACUGUAUUAUCUUUCUGAAAUGAGUACUUUUAAUGAAUGGAAUGAGCGAAGAAGAGUGCCACAAGUUACAUUCGGAUAAUUGGAAGAAGGCGGGCGUCUAAUGAAUGUGGUCAGUAGGUUCAACGUAAUUUUUUCAAAUCCUCAGUGCUACUCGACAGUUUGAAAGGAAAAAGACACCGAGCUGGAGUUUUCCACUGCAAGGCAAGAGAAAAAAAAUGCAAUUUAAAGAAUCUACUCUGAGCCCUGUUCAGGAACAGGACUCGAUGUUCCAGUCACGCUCCGCUGUGUCAUAAAGAUCAACCUAUUGUGACCGAUCCUUUCUAUUGUAAUGAUCCGUUCUUGGUCCACAGCUAUUUACAAUAAACGGUUACAUAACUCAGACUAAAAACAUCGCAAGAAAGUCGACGUCUGUUCUUCUUCACGGUUGCGCCAGUCACGUCUGGCUCGACAUGGUGGAAAUGAUACGACUAGUAACAAGUACAUCCAUUUGAUUAUUUCCUGUCAAGCUAAGUGCAAGAUAGCGGCACUCUUGUUUCUUUAAGUCGUGUAAAUAGCUCCACGAACUAAACGAUGUGCUGUUCGACAUGAUAUCGCGGAAUAAUGGCCAUAUCGAGGGGACCACACAUUCCCGUUCUCAACUCUCUCAGCGGUAAUCGGAUCAGAAAUUGGCCCGGCAAACGGCGCUACGGGGCGGCUCAGGGGAAAGCGUCGAGGCCGGCGCUGUGGAAUGUUGUCGGACUUUUCCUGAUCGUAGAGAAUCUUGUCUUCGUGGGAUUUGUGUUCUAUGUUUAUGACGUUUGCACAUGCCGAACUUGGGUACCAGAAGUGCCACGGUUACGGGAGGUCUUCCCCGACAUGGUUGAUUGGCCAUCGCAGCAGAACAAAUCAGCAAAUGAAGAAAGGCAGCACUUGAGGAGACAGAAAGAUUCUCGAGCGGCAAAUUUCCUUCACCCAGAACUCUCCAUCAAGUAUGCAAAAAGUAAGGAGAGUUCACGUGCUUCUUACGAAGGAGUAGUCUUCAAGGCUGAUGAUGCUUCACAGGGAGGUCAUGUGACCAAACACGCUGGUACAACCCUGUCGACCGUUAUAAACAGGACUAGAGGUUCCCGCGGACGAAGGAAGUAUAUGCGCCCUCAGUCCAGGAGGUCAAACGGUGGACUUGGAGGCUGGAAGACCUCAGCAGACCUACAGUUAAGAUCGUUCACCAUAAUGGUGAGCGCCAACUCGGGCUUUGCCGACUUCACCCAGAACUGGUUGACAAGCCUUCGGGAGAUCGGGGUCACUUACAACGUCACAAUCUUGGUGGAAGAUGCAGAGGCGUUCGGUAGUUUCCAGAGGCUCCAAGCUGUCUACCCCGGGUCUCUGAAAAUUCUCCUUCAGUCUGGUGUCAAUGGCAGUCACGUCUCUGACGCUGUUGAUCACCACAGCGUGACCUACUACAAGCUUAUCAACAGGAGGCCUGCGUCGUUACUCCGUCUCCUCAAAACAGGAGUCGACGUCCUCCUUGCUGACAUCGAUGCCUUCUGGAUCAAAGAUCCAAUGGCAGUGAUUGCUCCGGAGCUCGACCAAUACGACGCCUGGAUUGCUCCGGGCCACUUCCCUAAUGUGCCCUGCCCUUGUUUCAUGUACUUCAAAUCGGGAGCGAUGUCUGUUAAAUUUGUCCAAGCCUGGGUCGAGUGGCUGAACCACACUACCAAAGCAUACAAAGAUGACCAAGAAGCGUUGGCUAGUGUAAUAAAGAGCCCUCUUGGGCGCAAAAUGCGCCUGAAGUGGUUGGACUUGGAGCAGUUUCCUGAUGGGGAUACUUACCGGAGCAGGAAAAUGUCGGGAGCGCCACUUGGAGAUGUCUUCAUAUUCCACGCCAACAGAGUCUUAGGGCACGACGUCAAAAAAUCUCUGAUGAAAAGGCAUGGAUUCUGGAGACUUCAAGAAGCUUUAAGACAAUGAUGAAAUCCGUGCUCGUUGAACUUUUCUCUUUAUCGGAAAUUUUACCAGUUUUUUAAUUAAUGAAAAUUACUAAAAAAUUAAAAAGUUAAAAACAUAAACUGUUGAAUAAUUAACGUUUCAUAGCCUUUUAAAAUUCUCCCUGUGAUUUUCCUGCUAGGACAACGAUCUGUGCUGGUCAGUUUUUCACGUGUUGUUCUCCUAUAAUUUUAAUCUGUCAAAGUCCAGGCUUUUUAAAAGUGCACUUUUUUCAAGAUGUAUGAUAUAACAAAUGUCAUAACUCUCUCCGAUAUAGUUAACUAAACAUUGUUUUUCUGUGAUGGUUAAAGACGGCAGUUAUUCUAGGCCAUGAACAUUAAAUCG
This is a messenger RNA of Acanthaster planci (crown-of-thorns starfish), 2958 nucleotides long. Its product is annotated as UDP-galactose:fucoside alpha-3-galactosyltransferase-like. The record is from RefSeq and is a predicted model, not a curated record. Gene Ontology annotation, molecular function: glycosyltransferase activity. Gene Ontology annotation, cellular component: Golgi apparatus. NCBI's taxonomy places the organism in Eukaryota, Metazoa, Echinodermata, Asteroidea, Valvatida, Acanthasteridae.